Molecule: messenger RNA, 4540 nt
Organism: Portunus trituberculatus (swimming crab)
Lineage: Eukaryota; Metazoa; Arthropoda; Malacostraca; Decapoda; Portunidae
Gene: Naglu
Product: alpha-N-acetylglucosaminidase-like
Exons: 20
Coding region: 502-3009 (835 amino acids)
Source: RefSeq, a predicted model, not a curated record
CCACCAGUCCACCAAGAUUGUCUCCGAGUUAAGAGCCAAAAACAAUAGUAAAUAUAGAGCUGCGUGCCUCUUAAUAUUUACCAUGUAGUUUACUAUACAGUAUAUGAAUAUCUUCAUCCUGAGCUAUAAGGCACUGAUGGUAAAUGUACGGUAAUUUUAGUGUCUGUAGGGUAAACUGCAAAGAAGCGUUCAUGGCUUGGCAACAGUGAGCAUUGCAGCAUUUGCAGGCACUCACAAUUCUUGGCAGGUUGCCGUGGUUUGUUUUGAGGACAAACACGGCCGGUGAAUCAGUGUCGUAGGAAAUUAAGGUUAAGGUGAAGGUUUUCAUUUAACUUAAUUUAUUUCUAAACCGCUCUAAACACUGGUCGUGUGAAGCGAACCCUUGUGUGUGUGUGCCAUACGAGUCUUGCAGAACAUCAACACAACCUUCAAGACAACCACCACCAGCCAGUGCCUUGCUGCAGUGUCAAGGAAAGAAAUAACGAGGAGGAUUUACAUAACAUGAAACCUCCAGAAUGGUGCAGCUUCCUGGUGCUCCCCAUCUUGCUUGUUACUGCCAGUCAAGAAGAGUACACUGAUGUCUUGCCCACGCCUGAUGUAAUGAAAGCAGCAGUAGAGAGCCUUCUCACCCGCCUCUUACAUCACAGAGGCAGGGACUUCACUGUGGAGAUAGAAGGACUAACAGAGGGAAAAGAUUACUUUAAGGUAAAGGUGCAUGGAGAAGGUGUGGAGGGGCAACCAGUGCGGGUGUGGGCAGGGACAGGUGUGGCAGCAGCCUUGGGUGUGAUGACAUAUCUCAAGUAUCUGUGUAAUGCCUCGGUCUCCUGGGAAGCCAACCAACUGUCAAACUUACCUGAUGUGUGGCCUGAGGGAACUGUUGAAAGUCAGCUGCUGGACCGGUACCGGUACUACAGCAACCCAUGUGUCUUCUCUUACUCUUAUGCCUUUUGGUCUUGGGAGCGCUGGGAGAAGGAGAUUGACUUGAUGGCUCUGAUGGGUAUUAAUUUGGCAUUAGCACUUAAUGGUGAGGAAGCAAUCUGGAGGGAAGUAUAUAGAGACCUUGGCUUAACUGAGAAGGAACUGGAAGAACACUUUGCAGGAUAUGCUUUUCUUGCUUGGGGCAGAAUGGGGAAUCUUGAGAGGUGGGGUGGGCCUCUUUCCAUCUACUGGCAAGAAGAAAAACUUAAACUUCAGAAGAGGAUUGUGGCACGAAUGAGGGAAUUGGGAAUGCUUACUGUGCUUCCUGGAUUCUCAGGCCAUGUGCCUAAGGGGAUAUUAAGAGUUUUUCCCACUGCAAACAUUACAAGACUGCAUGCAUGGGGCCAUUUUUCUGAACCAUAUACAAGGACCUAUUUUUUAAACCCUCAAGAUCCAUUGUUUGAGAAAAUUGCAGAGGCUUUCAUUAAAAAGAUAACAAGGGAAUUGGGAUCAGACCACUUUUACCUUGUGGACCCUUUCAAUGAAAUGAAUCCUGUUUCAUCAGACCUGACCUACCUGGAAGGUGUUAGCCAGGCCAUUUAUGGAGCACUUCAGAAAGGUGAUCCUGAGGCAGUGUGGGUGACUCAAGGUUGGAUGUUUUAUAGUGAUAGUGGCUUUUGGCAAAAACCUCAAGCAAGGGCAUACCUCACUGCGGUCCCUCAGGGCAAGAUGUUAGUCCUUGAUUUGGUAGCUGAAGUUUCUCCACAAUAUGGACGUCUGGAGAGCUACUUUGGCCAGCCUUUCAUUUUCUGCUUGCUUAAUAACUAUGGGGGAGUGAGAGGCAUCUUUGGUAAUGCAAAUGUUCUUCUGAAGAACCUUGCCGAUGCCCGACAGUUCCCCAAUUCAACCUUGGUUGGGACGGGCAUGACUCCAGAAGGCAUUGGCUCAAAUUAUGUUAUUUUUGAUCUCCUGUCUGAAAUGUCAUGGAGAAGUCACAUGAGGGAUAUUCGAGAAUGGGCUGUUCAGUACUCCAGGAGGAGAUAUGGUAUUCAAGAUGAAAAUUUGGAGGAUGCUUGGAAGCUUCUUAUGUCAAGCAUCUAUAACUGCUCAGAGCCAGUAAGGUACCACGGGAAAUACACCCCGUUGAUGUUGCGGCCCAGACUUAAUCCAAAGACUAAGAUGUGGUAUUAUCUAAAGGAUUUUGUAAGGGCAUGGGACCUCCUCAUUGGCACAGCAAAGGAGCAAAUGAGACGUCAGAAUAACCAGGAGUCUAGACUGGUUAACACGAUCAUGAAGCCAACUGAAGCGUCAUUGAGAGGUAGAAUCAUUGGAGUGCCUUGUAAAAGAAAUGAGGACCAAAGAGAAUCAGAAAUGUGCAAAUUUCUAAAGAAGGAAUACUUCAAAAGUUUGAUAAGUACAAAUGGAGAAAUUAAUAGAGGAGUACAUCUGCUUGAAGAAGAGACAUUGAAGUAUGAUCUUGUGGAAGUUACAAGAGAAUUAAUGCAGUUGGCUGCUGUGGAUGUAAUCAAAACUCUCAUCAGGAGUUACAGAAAACGAGAUAUUACAGCAAUUGAGGACAGCAGCAAUCAACUCCAGGAACUCAUAAGUGAUAUGAACAUGAUACUGGGAAGUAAUUCUAACUACCUGUUGGGAAGCUGGGUUCAGAGUGCAUUGAACUGGUCCAAUGAUACCCAGGAACACACUCUGGUGAGAAGAAACUCCUUGUACCAGAUAAGCCUGUGGGGUCCCAAUGGUGAAAUCUUGGACUAUGCAGUUAAGCAGUGGAAUGGCGUUAUGGAGAGGUAUGUGGCACCUCGGUGGAGUGCAUUCAGUGAAGCCCUCUUGAAAGCAGUCAAGAGUGAUGUUGCAGUGGAUAUGGCAAAAUUUAAGGCCACUGUAUUUGAAGCUGUAGAGAAACCCUUUGCUGAAGAUCUAGAUACGUUCUAUCCUUCUUCUCCAAUAGGUGACUCUGUCAAGCUUGCUGUCAGGAUGCAUGAAAAAUACCGACCAUUGUUCACUCGAAGGAAACUAAUGAAGCAAUACAUGAAAUUACGUGCGGAGUUCGAAGAGCCAAGAAUGAGGAGAGGAUGAUUAAGAAAUACCAAUGCAAGGCUGCAUAGAUUUUUAUAUAUUUAAAUUUUUUUUUAACAAUAUGGUCUUAUCACGGGAAUUUACUGGCUAAAGGAGGUAUUUUUGGAUAGCUCCUAUCUGAGAGCCCAUCCGUUAGGGAACCAUUACUCAGUGUAAGGAAGCCUUUCCUACACUUGGACUGUGGCCAGGACUUGAACCUGUGUGCUUCAGGAACCCAUGGCCCCCAAAGCAUGUGUGGCUCUACUGUACCAUGGUGGCCCUUUAUGCAGGAUACAGGCUAGUAACUAUGAAUGUCUGUUAUUUUGUAGGAUACAAGCCUCUAAGAAGGCAGAAUAAAAGGUUAUUGUUAUGGUUGGGAUUAAACAGAAUAGGCAGGCACCAGCCAGAUUGAACCUGGGACCUUCCACUUGCUGAAUGGACUUGCUAUCUGUUACACCAUGGUUGCCUCUUGAUGACAAUUUUCACAGUUUUCAUGAUUGGUUGGCUCCUUAAAGGUAUGUAGUGGAAGAGCUUCAUAAGAAAAAGCCAUUUGUAAAAUAUGAUGCUCAAAAAAAAAAAAAAAAAGGCCAAAUUACAGAGAACUUGGUUUAUUGGUGGAAGGGAAAGUGUGUAUGUACUAAAUGGGGGCUAAUACUGGCUUAUUCUUGAGCUAUUAAGAUUGACAUGAUAGAGUUGAAAAUGAGCAGUAAGGGAAACCACACACUGAGGGUAUAGGAAGAUAUGGGUGUGUGGAAUGGCAGAAUCACUAAGGCAAACCAAAAUUGCUUGAGUCUUGGUGAUCACUUUUUGUCUGACCAGUAGCAUGUCAUGCUUCCAUAUUUACAGUGAGUGUUGUGCCAGGAGUUCCUUCCUAUUGACACUUGGCAUUGCUCUUCAUCACUCUUCCUCUCAGUGAGCUGGUCACACUGCAGAAAUACAUAUAGGAAUUGUGAUCACAACUCUAUGGCAUUUAAGAUGUGCCACAUUAUGUCACUGUGCCUAACAUUCUUCAGAAAAACAAGAUUUCUUCUGUAGACCAAAUGAUAGUGCCAUCCUGGCUUAUUUGAAAUUAUUAUUUCUCUUUACUUUAUUUCAGUUGGCAGUCCACCAUGUUUGUUUUCCUCUGGUUUGAAAGAAGAGUAUAAUAUUAUUGUAACAAUUUUGUUAUUAUUUUGAAAUUCAUUGGUAUAACUUGGUGUGGAUUUUAUACAUAUUCACAUUUGCAUUAGGAAGAUGUUUCCUUUGACACGUGUCAUGAACCUAGGGGUCAGCACCCAGGGAAUUAAUUGUGUUGAAAGUUCCAACACAAUUGGAACAGACAUCCCGACAACAGUCGUUACCAACACCAGUGAGUGGCAUGAAAAUCAAAUACUGUGGAUGAGUAUGUCUUUGAUAUCAUACAUGUAUGUUCUCAAAACAUCAUCAACAUUGCACAAAUGUUACAUUUCUGUUGUAAGUAAAAGUAUAUCUGUACUGACAGUCAACAAUAGUCCCAUAUUAAUAAAGGCAAUAUGUACUAUAUCAUAGUAAAGGGCUUUACCAUAAUGUCAAA